Molecule: messenger RNA, 336 nt
Organism: Anisakis simplex (herring worm)
Lineage: Eukaryota; Metazoa; Nematoda; Chromadorea; Rhabditida; Anisakidae
Source: the annotation of a GenBank genome assembly
AUGAGUACGGCACAAGGAAGUAGUGCACAUAAUGAAGAAGAGAGCAGUGUUGCAGAGAUGAGUGAGCAACAGAAAAGAGCUGAACUCAGGGAACGAUUUUUACGAAUGAUUUCAUCUUUUGGUGGCAAACAAGUAACGAUCGAAAUGCUCGAAAAUACGAAGGUGAGCGGUANGUUUGUAGUGAUGAAGGAGGAUGGCUCACAUUACGGAGUGGAUGCGUUGAAGACACCGAUUGGCGUUGUGGAGCAUUCGAUUGUGCGAAUGUUAGAUACCGUUUGUAUCAGUGCUGAAUCGAGUGAGGUGUUUUGUGAUCAGUCGGACGAUCGAACGGCCUAA